UGAUUUUCCCUAGUUAAAACAUAUGUUAUAUGGUGCAAACUAAAUCUUCUAUUUAUAAAUAACCUUUUUGAAAUUAUUUCAAAUUCGAUUAGAAAUAUAUCCAUAUACAAAAGUCUUGCGCACUAGAAAUGGUCCUCAUCAGGGAACAGACGAUCCUGUACAAGUUGGACUCGUUGAGUGUCGGAUUGAAAGCCUGCUGGAACUACUGGAAGAGACUCGUCGGCCGGAGAAGCGUGGACAGCCUCCAGGCAGCCACCGCCUUGGCCCUUGUCCAGCUGAUCCUCUGCCAUCGAGUGCUGCCCUUCAAGGAGUUCCUGAAGGCCCAGGUCAGCAAGAAGGGCCCCUGCACGGAGGAGAUCAUCAACUACGACUGGAAGUUGAUCCACAAGCAGGUCAAGCUAGUGGCCGAGUUCCUUCUUCCGGAAGAACAUUUGUGAUUGUUAAAUAAAAAAUUAUUUGUGAGCUCACUAUUUUGUGAUAAUAAGUAAAAGUAGAAUGGGGAAACUCAGGAUUUCAAAGAUAUAUUUCAAUAAGCUGACAUAAUCAAUACAAUACAUCCUAGUUAG
This is a messenger RNA of Nezara viridula (southern green stink bug), 566 nucleotides long. NCBI's taxonomy places the organism in Eukaryota, Metazoa, Arthropoda, Insecta, Hemiptera, Pentatomidae. The record is from the annotation of a GenBank genome assembly.